AAUUGUUUCAAUUCCUUUUGGUAGGUAACUUGCUGUUCUGUGUAAGACAUAACGUUUACUCUCAUAAGAAGUAUUCCAAAAAUGGAAUUACCAUUAAGUAUAAAGAUCUCCAGAAGCACAUAAGACCAAAAAAGGGAUAUUCUUCAACCACUGUUCGAGGCACCAUUUGUUGUUCAAAUCAGCAGGAAAGAAAUGCUGGCUUGCCUUCUGAUCAUAUUGGAGUUAGUGCAAAAGUGAUUUAUGCUACUGCUCCUGCAAUGGGUCAUAAUAAGGAAUCGCAUCCAGAAUGCAACUCUAGAGUUCCUGCAAUUUUGACAGCUUUGGAAAAGCUCAAACUGACUUCAAAGUUUCGAGGCUUAGAUGUUGUUGAAAUCCAGAAUUUCAGACCAGCUACAACAGAUGACAUAGCAAGUGUUCAUGCUGGGCCCUAUAUUUCAGGGCUUGAGAAGGCUAUGGAUCAGGCUUCAGAGAAAGGUCUAAUUUUCAUCGAGGGAUCUGGACCAACAUAUGCUACUGCCACAACGUUCCAAGAGUCAUUAUUGGCAGCUGGAGCUGGAAUUUCCUUGGUUGAUUCAGUGGUAGCAGCAUCCAAAGUUAGCCAGGAUCCUCCUGUCGCUUUUGCGCUAAUUCGACCUCCUGGUCACCAUGCUGUUCCAAAGGGGCCCAUGGGAUUUUGUGUGUUUGGAAAUAUUGCUAUUGCUGCUCGUUAUGCUCAACGAAUGCAUGGAUUGAAACGUGUUUUUAUCAUUGACUUUGAUGUUCAUCAUGGAAAUGGAACCAAUGACGCCUUCUACGACGACCCGGAUAUAUUUUUUCUUUCAACUCACCAAGCUGGAAGUUAUCCUGGGACUGGUAAGAUAGAUCAAAUUGGUAGUGGAAGUGGUGAAGGAUCAACACUGAAUCUCCCUUUACCUGGAGGAUCAGGUGAUACAGCAAUGCGAAAGGUCUUUGAUGAAGUUAUUGUACCAUGUGCUCAAAGGUUCAAUCCAGAUAUAAUCCUUGUUUCAGCUGGAUAUGAUGCCCAUCUGUUGGAUCCGCUUGCCAGCUUGCAGUUCACAACAGGAACAUAUUACAAGCUAGCCUCUCACAUUAAGCAACUUGCAAAAGAUUUGUGUGGGGGACGUUGCGUGUUUUUCUUAGAAGGAGGGUAUAAUCUUACUUCUCUCUCCAAUUCAGUUGCAGAAUCAUUUCGUGCUUUUCUUGGGGACCGGAGCCUGGCUGCAGAGCUAGAUGAUCCGAACUACUUGCACGAAGAACCAUUGAACAAGGUGAAGCAGAUUAUUGAAAAAGUGAAGCACAUACAUUCCUUUUGAAAG
Messenger RNA from Lycium ferocissimum, 1316 nucleotides. RefSeq names its product histone deacetylase 14, chloroplastic. Gene Ontology annotation, molecular function: histone deacetylase activity. The transcript is spliced from 8 exons. Gene Ontology annotation, cellular component: histone deacetylase complex. Bases 258 to 1313 code for a protein of 351 amino acids. Lineage: Eukaryota; Viridiplantae; Streptophyta; Magnoliopsida; Solanales; Solanaceae. Gene Ontology annotation, biological process: chromatin organization. The record is from RefSeq and is a predicted model, not a curated record.